Messenger RNA from Acanthosepion pharaonis, 684 nucleotides. The record is from the annotation of a GenBank genome assembly. Lineage: Eukaryota; Metazoa; Mollusca; Cephalopoda; Sepiida; Sepiidae.
AUGUUCUUCUUUUCGUUUGUUUCUUUCUCAUUCAUAUUUUUUUAUACUGUUUCUUUUUCUAACUCCUCUUUUUCUUUCCCUUGUUUCUUGCCUCUUCUCAUUCUUUCCUUCUUUCUAAUUUGCUUCUUUUCCAUUUCUUAUCUCGAUCUAUUUUUCUUUUGUUCUUUUCUAAUAUUAUUUUUCGAAAUCAUCUCUUUCUUAUUUCAUUAUUCUUUUUCUUUCUUUCUUUUCAAAUUUGUCUCUUUGUGUUACUUUUUAAUUCGUUUCAUUUUCCCCUCUUUUUUCAGAUUCUUUUUGUCUUGCGUUUUCUUUUUUUUUUUUUUGAAGUUAUCUCUUUCUUCCUUGCCUUUUUUAGAUUUCAUUAUACUUUUUAUUUCUUUCCUUUCUUUCUUAUUUUCGAAUUUGUCUCUUUUUGUUACUUUUCCAAUUCGUUUCUUUUUUCUCUCUUUUCCAGACACUUUUUGUCUUCUUUUUUCUUUCUCUUUGAAGUCAUCUCUUUCUUGCUUGCCUUUUUCUUUUAGAUUCCAUUAUAUUCUUUUCUUUCUUUCUUUCUUUCUUUCUUUCUUUCUUUCUUUCUUUCUUUCUUUCUUAAGCUUUGGGAACAUUUCUGUAUCCCUUAUAAUCCUCAUCUGCUUUUUAUUAACACAUUUACAAUUCACUAAGCACCAACGGAAUAUCGUCUAG